UUUAUAUCGCAGAUUUAUCAAUUUUACUAGAAUAUUUGUAUUUUAAUAGUUUUUAUAAAUUUUUAGUAGUUUUAUUAAUUUGGAUGAAUCUAUUCUCAAUUUAGUUGAAUCAGUUCCUAAUUUGGGAUUUAAAUUUUUAAUGUGGCAUAGAGGAUCAUUAACAUUACUCUGUAGUUCUUGUAGAUACGUUAUUCGGAAGUGGCAUAUACCCAUUCUAGGAGUUGAUUGUGGCGCUAAUCCAAGGCAUAAACAGUCAUUAUCAAACCCUCCACCGCGUUCUCGAGGUGUUCCAAAACACCUUACACCAUAUAUAUUUGGGAAACAGUACCCAAGACACCCGGCCUGGAGAACGGAUCACACCUUUAUCUCCAACUCAGCUCUUAAAUAUAAAAUCACGCAUAAAAGAAAUGGAUAAUCAGAAGAGGAAUAAAAGUUGUUCAGUGAUGUUGACGCAAGCGUUGUUGACGAGUGAUAGAAAGUUGGUAGAGAAGCUUCUGUCUACGCGUGAUAAUGCGACAAUUGAGGACACAGUGGCGGAACUAACUCCGCCCCUGGUACUAUCGCUGCUGGAGUACAUAACGUCAAGUGUAAUAAGGACUCCAAACCAGUUAUACUCGCGAGAAGGCUGGAUUAACACGCUCCUGAGGAAACAUUCUGCAGUGUUUACAGGGAGUAAAAAGGGUAGAAACGCACUGAUUAAGUUAAAUAAGCACAUAAAUCAGCGUUUGACCAUGAAUAAGGCUCUACUCAAACUAAAAGGCAAAGUCGAUAGCGUGGUGUACUAUUCAAAUUUGUACAAGAAACAAAAGCAAAAGGAUUCCAUCCAAAUCAUGAACUCACAAGAACCAUUGUUAACUUUUACCGAAGAAUAAUUUUCUCACCAUUUU
Theileria parva strain Muguga is the source of this 887-nucleotide messenger RNA. RefSeq names its product Dip2/Utp12 family protein. The record is from RefSeq and is a predicted model, not a curated record. The transcript has 3 exons. Gene Ontology annotation, cellular component: nucleolus. Gene Ontology annotation, biological process: maturation of SSU-rRNA from tricistronic rRNA transcript (SSU-rRNA, 5.8S rRNA, LSU-rRNA). The coding region runs from base 408 to 872 and encodes 154 amino acids. Lineage: Eukaryota; Apicomplexa; Aconoidasida; Piroplasmida; Theileriidae.